AUGGUCGAAUACGCACCUCACCCCCUUUCUUCCCUCUCGGUGGAGGAGACCAGCCUCGCGAGGGACAUUGUCCUGGCCUCCUCCCCAAACGAGGUCAUCCAGUUCCGCAUGAUCUAUCGACAGGAGCCUGAAAAAGCCCAGCUGGUCCCCUUCCUCGACCUCGAGCACGCGGGUAGGCUGACGACGGACACGCCCAGACCCCCGCGUCUCGCACGCGUGCAUUACGUGCGAGCAGGCAAGUCCGCAGAGCGCAAGGCGGACGAGAUCGAGGCAACGGUCGACUUGAACAAGAAGAACGUGGUAUCGAAAGAUGUCGUGGGCCAGGAGUUCCUGGCGGGUUUGAGCACAUGGGAGUUUGACGCCCUCGUGGAAACAUGCAAAGAAUCUCCCCUGCUCAAGGCCAGGAUAGCCCAGUUCUCGCUCCCCGACGGCUUCGACGUGAUUGUCGAGCCGUGGCCCUACGGCGGCAUGGACCAGCCAGGCGACGUGCGCCGCUUCUUCCAAGGCCUGUGCUUUGCCAUGGACCGACGCAGUGGCAACCCGGACGCCAACUACUACGCGUACCCCCUGCCCAUCAUCCCCGUCAUGGACUUUGAGAAGAACGAGAUCAUCCGCAUCGACGAGCUCGCGACGGGCGGCGGCGACGAUCCUCUCGCCGUCACGACACCCAAGACCGGGCCCAUACUCGACCACUGCGCGCCGGCCGAGUACGUCCCGGAGCUGCUACCAGGUGGCACGCGCAAGGACCUCAAGCCCCUGAGCGUGGUCCAGCCGCAGGGUCCCAGCUUCUCCAUCAAGGACGAGAGUCUCGUCGAGUGGCAAAAGUGGCGCUUCCGCGUGAGUUUCAACCCUCGCGAGGGCGCCGUCCUGCACGACAUCUGCUAUGAUGGGCGCAGCGUCCUCUAUCGCCUGUCCAUCAGCGAAAUGACCGUCCCGUACGCAGAUCCCAGAGCCCCCUUCCAUCGCAAGCAGGCCUUUGACUUUGGCGACGGCGGCAUCGGCCACGCCGUCAACAACCUCGCGCUGGGCUGUGACUGCCUAGGCGUGAUCAAGUACUUUGACGGUGUGCUCGUGGACGCGAGCGGCCGGGCCGAGAAGGCGUCGCAGGUCAUCUGCCUCCACGAGCAGGACGACGGGAUCGGCUGGAAACACACCAACUGGAUGACCAACCGCGCCGUGUCGACGCGCCGCCGCGAGCUCGUGGUGCAGUUCAUCAUCACGCUCGCCAACUACGAGUACGUCUUCAACUACAAGCUGGAUCUCGCGGGCGCGAUCAACGUCGAGACGCGCGCCACCGGCAUCGUCUCCGUCGUCAACAUUGACCCGGGCAAGACGGCGCCCUGGGGCAACGUCGUCCACCCGGGGACCCUCGCGCAGAACCAUCAGCACAUCUUCUGCGUGCGUAUCGACCCGGCCGUCGACGGGCACAGGAACACGGUCGUGCAGAGUGACUCGCUGCCCGUGCGUAUGGACGCCCGCACGAACCCGCACGGCAACCGAUACGAGGUCGUCGACACGCCGCUACUCACGUCGGCCGGCUUCGACGCCUGUCCCGAGGCGAACCGCGUCUUCAAGAUCCAGAACCUCGACAUCAGGAACCCCGUGUCAGGGAACCCGGUCGGGUACAAGAUCGACCCGCCCCCGACGCAAAAGGUCCUCGCCGACCCGGCGAGUAUCCAGGCCAAGAGGGGCUCGUUUGCCAAGCACCACCUCUGGCUGACAAAGUAUCGCGAUCACGAGCUGUACGCGGCGGGGCAUUACCCUCUCUCCAGCAAGGCCGAGGUCGGUGGCGUAGCCGAUAUGGUGGCGCGCAACGAGGAUCUGCUGCAGGAGGACGUGGUCGUCUGGAGCUGUUUUGGCCUGACACACAAUCCUCGCGUGGAAGAUUGGCCUGUCAUGCCUGUGGAGAUCCUACAGCUGCACAUCACACCGGUCGAUUUCUUCACGGCCAAUCCGGCCAUUGACGUAACGAGUGGGAAGGAUCCCGCGUCGAAGCUGACAAACGGUUCAUGCUGCAGGUCGGAGCAGCCCAAGUUAUGA
Molecule: messenger RNA, 2040 nt
Organism: Emericellopsis atlantica
Lineage: Eukaryota; Fungi; Ascomycota; Sordariomycetes; Hypocreales; Bionectriaceae
Product: copper amine oxidase
Exons: 4
Coding region: 1-2040 (679 amino acids)
Biological process (GO): amine metabolic process
Molecular function (GO): copper ion binding; quinone binding; primary methylamine oxidase activity
Source: RefSeq, a predicted model, not a curated record